UGGAGCCGCCUAUUGAACCUCCAAUGGAGCCGCCUGCUGAACCUCCAAUGGAGCCACCCACUGAACCUCCAAUGGAGCCACCCACUGAACCUCCAAUGGAACCACUUACCGAACCUCCAAUGGAACCACCUAUCGAGGCUCCGACGGAGACUUUGCCAGCAGAAUCUCCUGCAGAGACUUCUUCACAAGUCCCUGUGAAAACUACGCUUCCCUCUCUGCCACCAACAUCUACAAUGAAGUACGUGCUCAACCAGGAAGCUGCAGAGAAGUACUGGGCAACUGCUAAAUUUGAGACUACCGCAGCUCCACUUCCACCACAGCCACUGACGGAGGUGGAAACACCGCAAGAUGAACCAAAGGAAGCAACUCUAGAGAAGAAGCCUAUGGAGGAGGUCAGGCCAGAGAAACCUGUCGAAGAAGUAACCUGGAAAUACAUACACAACGAGGACGCUGCUCAAAAGUACUGGGCGACUGCCAAGUUCGAAACCACCACUGCUGUUCCGCUGCCUGCUCCAGAGCCUCUAACAAAAGCUCCAGCGUCAGCAACGAACGAGGUGGCUCAAGAGGAACCUGUGGCAGAAGUUACUCUUGAAGAGAAGCCGGCCGAAAAAACACCGGUAGCAGUGGAGACACCUUCGACGUAUAUUUUGAAUGAGGAGGCGGCCGAGAAGUACUGGUCUACGGCCAAAAUUGAAAGCACUACCGCUGUUCCGUCACCCGUUCUAGAACCACAAGCAUCAGAGGCUGUAACAGAUAUGUCCGAAACGGAAUCCUCACCUGUUGAAGAGAAAUCAGAUAAAGAAUUCACUAGUUAUGUUCUGAACGAGAAAGCAGCGGAAGCCUAUUGG
Strongylus vulgaris is the source of this 848-nucleotide messenger RNA. The record is from the annotation of a GenBank genome assembly. Lineage: Eukaryota; Metazoa; Nematoda; Chromadorea; Rhabditida; Strongylidae.